AUGUCGCAGGCUGUCCAAGCCAAAGUACAGAAACCUCCGCCCCCAUCGGCGCCUGCCCGUAAAAGGCGGAAGAGAACUGUCGUGAGUGGUGCGGCCGACGAUUGCUUCACCUGCGCCCGCAGUGGCUCGUCGUGUGACCGCCGCCGCCCGUACUGCUCGCAGUGCCUACAAUAUGGGGUCGAGUGCUUGGGAUACAAGACCACGUUGACAUGGGGCGUUGGAGUUGCAAGCCGCGGGAAAUUUCGAGGAUUGUCUCUACCAGUGAGUGGCGCACAGCCGGCGGCUGCUGGGAAGGAGAAGCCUCGUCGUGGACCAGAAUGUCAAAGGCCGCAACCGCCAAAUAAAGUACUGUCCCCUCAAUUUCAACCGGUGUUCUGGAGACAACCAAGCCCGGCAAAUUAUCCAUCUCAUCCGCCGACACACACAUCGACGGAUUCAUCAACAGAUGUGGAAUCAGUCUCUGCGCCUGGGAGCUGGACGGGAUCAUGGUCCCCGUCAUUUCCCUCGCCACCAACAGCAGCGUGGUCAUGUUCGUCCACCGAAGACAAGGAAACGGACGAGGCGAUUGCAGAGGCGAGACGACGUAGCUCCUGCUACCAUCCCGCGGCAAACCACUCGCCAUCGUUAUCUCAAUUGCUUCUCGCACGGUCCGUUGGGCGAACCCCCCGCCUUCGAUACUUAAUUAGCUAUUAUGCAGAAGUCAUUGCUCCGGUGAUUGUGGCUUUUGAUAGCCCAACAAAUCCCUUCCGUACUUCCGUCUUGCGUAUGGCGCAGGUUAGUACGUCUCUUCAAGAGGCGAUUGCCACCUUGUCUACCAGCAACCUGCGACAGAGACGUGAACGGGGAACCUUCUCAACGGGGCGGACGGAACCUGCGCGGAUGUCUUCCCUAGCGCAUCGAGCUUUAACUGAUGCAUCGAUGCAGGAAGGCUCCGACCCUUCCGUCCCGGACGGGUUUGCUUUGGAGGAGCAAUAUCAUCGUGCUAUGGCGGUCAAGGAACUGAACAGGGAGCUGGCUGACCCGCACAGGAGGCUCUCGGACUCAGUCCUCGCCACCUUGUUAAUACUAUGCUUGUUUCAUGGUUGUGACACCGGGGUUGGUCAGUUCAAAACCCAGUUUGCUGGGGUGACCAAGCUGCUCGCGAUCCGGUUGCGCUCCUCCCCGUAUCCGUCGGACGAACUGAGAUGGUUCAUCCGUAUGUUUUCAUGGUACGACACCAUGACGGCGACAACCAACGACCGUGAGAUUCAACUGCAUAACAAGUAUAUUGACCUCACUGCCACCGCUGGUGAUGAAUGGGGCCUCGAGAACCUUGCUGGGUGUGAUGCUGAUUUGUUCAAAAUCAUUUCACACCUGGGUCGGUUGAAUCUCCUCAGCCAGAGCCAGGAAAAUAGCACACAACCUUCACCGCACGUCUUUAUCUCUACCUCAGUCCCGCCGCCGUCAAUGGCGUACUACACUCCCGAUGCGCUCCUCUCAAGGGUCCCGACGCAAAGUGAUCCGUUUGUUUUCCCUUUGCCGACCCUGCCGCGACCCGGCGACCAGACCACGCAGCCUCGGUCUCCAGCUUUCUUGGCGGAGUGGUAUUCCGUCAGACAGCAAUUAGAGGCGUGGCGGUUUCCACAAGACAGAGUCGACCAAGGGUCUGCAACCGGUGUUAUCCCCCCAUCGAUGCACGCGUACAUCUCACCACCCUCCUCACCGCUCUGCCAGUCGGGUGUUGCUCCUCAAAACGUGGAGGACGUCUUCCACAUAUCUGAAACAUUCCGGCACUCAGCUCUCCUCUACAGCGAGCGCCUCGCAUACCCGGAUCUAGCCUCGUCGCACCCUCGCAUCCAGCAGAUUGUGCAGCGCUCAAUAUCACAUAUUGUAGCAGUCAAGUCCGACGUCUACCUGCUGUGGCCUCUAUUCAUCACCGGCUCAGAGUGUGUUUUCGAAGAACAUCGUAGAAUCAUCCAAGAGCGCUGCCAGGAUAUCUCCAAGGACUCGGGUUUCUGCAACAAUCUUUCAUGUCUAGAGCUGUUGCAGAAAAUCUGGGCGGACACUACUGCUGAAAUGAACGAGAACAGCGCUUACCUCGCAUCGCCCGUCUACCCACAGACUUUGCCGCUUGAGGCGCCUUUCAAAGGACCAGGGUUCCGAUGGCACCAUUUGAUGCAGGCUAAGCGAGCAGAAGGAGAAUAUAUGGUGGUGUGA
Messenger RNA from Aspergillus versicolor CBS 583.65, 2196 nucleotides. RefSeq names its product Zn(II)2Cys6 transcription factor. The coding region runs from base 1 to 2196 and encodes 731 amino acids. Gene Ontology annotation, biological process: regulation of DNA-templated transcription. The transcript is spliced from 2 exons. Gene Ontology annotation, molecular function: zinc ion binding; DNA-binding transcription factor activity, RNA polymerase II-specific. The record is from RefSeq and is a predicted model, not a curated record. Lineage: Eukaryota; Fungi; Ascomycota; Eurotiomycetes; Eurotiales; Aspergillaceae.